This is a messenger RNA of Nymphaea colorata (pocket water lily), 1430 nucleotides long. RefSeq names its product RING-H2 finger protein ATL80-like. The coding region runs from base 25 to 732 and encodes 235 amino acids. The record is from RefSeq and is a predicted model, not a curated record. The transcript has a single exon. Gene Ontology annotation, biological process: protein ubiquitination. Gene Ontology annotation, molecular function: transferase activity. Lineage: Eukaryota; Viridiplantae; Streptophyta; Magnoliopsida; Nymphaeales; Nymphaeaceae.
AGCUCUCUGGUGUUGGCAUUAGCAAUGACCUCAUUCUCAUUGACACCUUCAUCAGAACUGGCAAUGGUUUCUACCUGGAGCUGGAACCCAUCAACAAUCACUGUGCUUGGAGCUGUCUGCACCAUCUUCCUCAUCCUCAUUUACCACAGGACCAUCAGCCUCUGUUUGCUUGAAGUCUUCAGGACUCUGUGGAGGAAGGUGUUGAUUGUUAUGAACCGGAGAGGCUCACCAGUAGACUCAUGCGACCAUGGCGGUCUAAGCUCGACGACUCUAGAGAAGCUUCCUGCAAUUCAAUUCAAGACGACGACUGACAUAGAAUGCGGCAAGGCAGAUGGGGGUUGUGCCAUUUGCUUAGGAGAGUUCAUGGAAGGUGAGUGGCUGAGGUCGCUCCCCAAGUGCUGUCAUGUGUUCCAUACCUCAUGUAUAGAUGCAUGGUUUCAUUCCCACUCAAGCUGCCCUCUUUGUAGAACAGUUAUUGCGUGCAAUUCUAACUGCCACCCAAGCAAAUCCCUGCCAACAUUGUUGGGGACACUAGUCAGAGAGGGCGUUCAUGGAGAAAGACGCUCUAGCUAUCAUUUACACUUCCCUAUUCCACUCCUGCCUUCAUCAGACUCCGCGAGUUCGCAGAGAACAGGCGCAGUUGAUCAUGGAGCAGGAAACCCAGAAUCAAGCUCAGACCCACCAAGCACAAACUUGUUUGUCCAUGAUCAACAUGUUCCUGGUCAGAGUUAGGCACCCGACCCAAUAAUAAGCUCGGCUUCAAUGAUAGAAGACUCUGAGCAUGAAAGUACCACCAUCUCAGUUCUUCCUGACUCUGUUUUAUAGUUAGAAAUGGUUGGUAUUUCUUUGAUGAAAAAGUAAGUGGCAGAAGGCAUAAAUAGACGCAACUAACACAGAAAGCAAGUGCAGAAACGAUGUUGGCGUCUUCCAAAUAAUUACUAUGCUUGAGUUUUGAAACGGAAUGGAGGAAGGUAGAGUUUGUUUCUUAGCUCUGGACGAUGAUGGCAUUCUCCUUUGUUUUAUACGGCCCAUUUGUACCCAUCAAGGCUCACAUGGCUACUGCAGAAAAGGUCGCUUCAUUUACAUCAUCACAAAUUUGUAGAUGGUUGAGGAAAAUGUCUAUAGAACCAAAAGAGGGAGCAGUUGGAUCUACUUUUCACUCUUUAUUUUUGUUAAUCGAAGUACAAAUACAAAUAGCCACUCUAUGGAAGGGCUGGGUUCACCUUUUCCUUACCAGCUUCAAAGCUGGUAGGCACAUUUUUUGAGACCCUUUAACAGUUUGGUUGUGUGAAAGUAGAAACUUCUUGUGGUGAUUGAUGAUGCCAGUCUACUGUCUACCUUUUCCAGAUAGCGUCUAGAUUCAGCAGAUACAGUCCGAGUUUGUGAAUUCCUGCCACUGCAGUAAAAAACUGAAUAUUUGACAUGAUUGG